CUCUCGUAAAUCUUAAACGUCUAUUACAAAAGUUAAUAUUUGCGUUUACCGACCUGACUUGUCAUAAAAAUUCGACCAGGGUCUCUUCGGCCCUUGUUUAGGGUAUUGCCUUUUAUAAAGGGACUAAACACCUUGUUAAGUCCCGUAAGCACAACCUGUCUUUCAACCUUACAAAAGAGAGAGAGAGAGAGAGAGAGAAAGAGAGAGAGAGAAAGAGGGUCAUUAAGAUCCUACGUUUAAUUCGAAAAAUCGACGUCCAAACGACUCGUUUCGAUUUCAAGGCAGGAAACCGGUUGUCAUGCGAUCACGAAAGAUUGGAUAUACGUCCGGUCUAAUACGACGGUAGCGUCGCUUUUGCAUCUCAAAAUAUAUUCCCCGAAAGCGCGGUCACCCCGUCCUUCCUCAGCUUCCUCUUCUGAGCAAAACCUAUCUCGCGAAUUUCGAGUGCACGUUAAAUGUUAUUUCUUAUUCGGAUCGUGUUCUAACCAGAAAUAAAUUUCACCCUCUCAAUUCCAUAUCCAAAGAAAAGAUUUCUGUUUCCCCCUCCCCCUCCACUCUACCGUAGAAACGUGUAUCGAUUAGAGGAAUUUCUUGCUUUAUUUUUUCUUUUUUGUUUUUUCUCAUCACACAUAACUUGGUAAAAAAUGGAACAUACGGAAUGAAAUAUCGAACAUACGGAAGGUGUUUUAAACGUGGUUUCAGAGAGACGAGUGCUAAGUCGACGAAAAGAAAGAAAAAAAGGAAGAAAGAGAAAAACAGGAGAGAGAGAAAAGGAUAAUAAGAAAAAAAAAAGAAGAAAUGAAAGAGAUUAGAAAUCGUGAGGUCGAUCAAUCGAAAUUCGACACAAUAUCUCUUUAUCUCUCGAAAGUUACGAGACAAAGUCAUCGAGCAGCAGAGAGAUAUAUACGUAUGUAUAUAUAUAUAUAUGUGUAUCAUGAAAGAGGAAGAGGGAGAAAAAGUGGAAGAGAAGGAGUAAGAGAAGGAGAGAAGAGAAGAGAAGAGAAGAGAAGAGAAGAGAAGAGAAGAGAAGAGAGAGGGGGAGGAGGAAGUCACGAGAGAGGCACGAGUAUCGUCGCGCGUCGUGGCGUGUGCUAGACGGCUCUUUUCUUUUUUUUUUUUCUUUUCUUUUCUUUUCUCGUCUCACCAACACACAUCCAACAUCGGUUAAGUGGAAAAGAGAAAAAGAAAGACAGAGAGAGAGAGAGAGAGAGAGAGAGAGAGAGAGAGAGAGAGAGAGAGAGAGAAACGACGACGACAACGACGACUUUGUACGCAGGUGUGUUGAAGAAAAAGUCCUCUUCUCCGUGACCCUCCUCCUCUCGGUGUUGGGUCCUAUGUUACCUGCGGACGUCAAAGCGCAAUGUUCACUGCUAAUCGUUCUUAGAUACGAUAGAUCGGUCGAGAUGGAUGUGAUCGCGUACAAUCAUCACGAGAUCUCGAGUAUAGUGAACGAUAUAGACGGGGGCGACCUCGAGGAGAGUCAGUACGAAGAAGAGAGCGAGGAAAUUGUGCCUUAUUUAGAUAUCGAUCGGAAUUUGUUGACACUCGAGGAGAUCAAUGCCGACAACGAGAAAAAAUACAAGUUUCCAUUCAGGAGAAGUCUUUUCGACAACGUACCACCUUAUAUAACGUUCCAAUCGUUCGACUCAAAGGGCUUGCCGUUGCCCUACGAAAUGAGCAAACACCUUAAAUGGCGAUUAAGUACGAUUACGCCUAUUAUAGUACGUCGUACGCUCGUAAAUUCUGGUUUUCGACUGAUGAAAAAGUCUCAAGAAUGGUCGGGUACCUGGGGUAAACACAUGAAAUCGGCAUGUUAUAAGAACUUGAAAGAGUUCCAAAAGGUCAAUCAUUUUCCCGGUACAUUUCAAGUUGGUCGUAAGGAUCGUUUAUGGCGUAACGUCAGUAGAAUGAUGACGAAAUACGGGAAACGAGAGUUCGGUUUCGUUCCUAGGACAUACGUUUUACCACAGGAUCUUCGUUGUUUUCAUCAGAUCUGGGAGAAAUCAGGUAGCAAGGAAAAAUGGAUAAUCAAGCCUCCGGCUUCGGCAAGGGGAAGAGGUAUUCGCGUUGUUCAUCGUUGGUCCCAAAUACCAAAGAAACGUCCGGUUGUCGUUCAACAAUAUUUGUCAAAGCCUAAAUUGAUCGGCGGUGCCAAAUUCGAUUUGCGUCUUUACGUUCUCGUAACGAGUUUUAAUCCUUUAAAGAUUUAUCUUUAUCCGGACGGUUUGGUCCGUUUCGCAUCCGUUAAAUACGUCGACGAUAUAAAUUAUCUGAGCGAUCGUUUCAUGCACUUAACGAAUUACAGUAUAAAUAAGACCAGCGCUACCUAUACGAGCAACAAUUGCGCUGACUCGUGUUUCGGGCACAAAUGGACCUUGAGGACGCUUUGGUCUUAUCUCGAGAGAGAACACGUGAACGUUUCGAAAUUGUGGUCGAGCAUGAAGGAUAUCGUCGUCAAGACUAUGAUAGCUGGCGAAUCCUCGAUAAAUACUCUUGGUAGACCUAACAUGCAAUCGAGAUACUGUUGUUAUGAACUUUUUGGAUUUGAUAUUUUAUUGGACGAACAAUUGAAACCGUGGUUGCUCGAGGUCAAUAUAUCUCCGUCCUUACAAACCUCUUCGUCUCUCGACGACGCGGUCAAGGGUCCUUUGAUAAAGAACGUCUUCAAUAUCGCAGGUUUUCAAUUGCCCUCUACCAUGCCCACCGAAGACAUAGAGAAAAUAUCUCAGAAAUAUCAGGUAGACACUGUAUGUUUAGAUCUGCGACUUCAUAGAACGACAUUGAGCUAUCAAGAGAGGCACAAACAAUCGUUGUACGCUAAUCUACGUGAUCGCGAGGAUUACAUAGACGAGAUCAUUGAGGAUCUUACACCGGACGACGUACGCCAUUUGAUCGCUUACGAGGACGAAUUAACCCAAUUGGAUAGAUUCGAAAAAAUCUUCCCUACGAGCACCAGUCACGAAUACAUGCAAUUCUUCGACGUUCCUAGAUAUUACAAUAUGCUACUCGACGCUUGGGAAUUCGCUUACGGAGAUAAUCGAGAAAAAGGGAUUUCAAGAUUGCAGAAACUCUGUCAGGCGAAGUAUCAUCUCGAGCAACAAGUGGUUUAUUAUAUGACGAUACCAGGUAAGAAGAGGAAGGACGUCUCGACAGGUACCAGCCACGGCAAAUUAUGGAGUAAGGACGAGUUCGAAGACGACGAGGGGUUCGCGUACGAGGAGAUAACCGAAAGGCUUUUAACGACGGCUCGAGCGGCAAAGUUGCCCAUCGAAGGCGAUCGUUCCGAGACCGAUCGAGUUGACAAAAAGCCGAAGCUACCGAUGCGAGAGAGCCUCUUUGCUCACGUUCCACCGUACAUCAUCUUUCACGGUUACGACAAGAACGGCGCGUCAUUACCUCCGGAAAUUACGAGACACCUGCUCUGGUGGCAUACCAAGAACUUCUCACCGCGAAUGAUACGUCUUACGGUUCUCAAAUCGGGAUUUACGAUGACCGAGAAAUCUAUGGCCAAUUGGUCCGGUACCUGGUGCAACAAACCGGCGUUUCUACGUACGAGGAAACAAUUGAAAAAAUUUCAAAAGAUCAAUCACUUUCAAAAUUGUCAAGAGUUAAGCAACAAGAUCAACUUAUGGAGGAACAUUAACAGAAUGGCCAAAGUAUACGGUAAUAAGAGUUUCAACUACAUGCCGCACUCUUACGUACUACCAAAAGAUUAUGCGGAACUUAAGAGAUUUAUGGAUAGGAAAAGCGGCACCGUCUGGAUCCUGAAACCAGGAGAUUCUUGUGCCGGUCGUGGUAUACGAUUGGUGUCACGUUGCUUCGAGAUACCAAGAAAGUCAUCCUACCUGGCCCAACGUUAUCUAUGGAAUCCGAGCUUGAUCAACGGCUACAAGUACGAUAUACGUUUGUACGUUCUAUUAACGUCGAUCGAUCCCCUUCGUAUAUUCAUUUAUACGGAAGGUCUUGUCAGGUUAGCCACCGUUAAGUAUCACAAUAGACUCGAUACUCUAAAUGAUCGUUUUAUGCAUCUGACUAAUACAUCGAUCAAUAAGCUAAGCCCUAGAUACCGAGGUAACGACGAUCCCAAUAAGCAACAGGGUAACAUGUGGUCGUUGACAGCUCUUUGGAAUUAUCUUCGUUUCAGAGAACGUGCGAAUGUCAAUAAUAUUUGGCAAAAGAUCAAAGGUAUCGUUAUUAAGAGUAUUAUUUCCGCCGAGAAUUCCUUGAUACAGGGUAUGAAAGAUUCUAAUCCACCGAGUUACAACAAUUGUCAAUUGUUCGGUUUCGAUGUACUCUUAGACGUACGUUUGGAACCAUGGUUGCUCGAAGUUAAUGAUUGCCCCUCGAUGUCUACCGAGACACCUUUGUGCGCGAUCGUUAAGGGUCAACUUGCACGUGACUUUUUAAAUCUCGUUGGUUUUCACGUGCCCGAUAUAUUGAGACCGACCGACGUCGAAACAUUAAAAGGAUAUUCGAACGAAUCUCAAAUCUGUUACGAUCGUAAUCUAUACGAUACUUUCUUGUCGAAGAUAGGAAAAGAAAAGCAACGUUCCUUCGAGAAUAAUGCUCGGAAUAAUCGUGAAUACUAUUUGAACGUAAUUCUGAAGGAGCUCACGCCCGAGGACGUGAGGGUGUUGAUACGACACGAGGACGAGCUCGCCCAAACCGGCAGAUUCGAAAAAAUCUUCCCCACGUGCAACACGUACGAGUACUUCAAGUACUUCGACAAACUCAGUUACUACAACAUGCUUCUCGAUGCGUGGGAACACACGUACGGUAAUGACAGGCUUCGAGGUAUCGACAGGUUGAGAAAAUUGUGCAAACAGAGAUAUCACUUGAACCAACAACUACCGUCGACAAAUAUACAAGAUCAAACGGAGAAGAAAGUUAUGAACGCUUCAACGAACACGAUAAGUAGGAGGUUAACCUCGGUGUACGUUUACGACGAUCGUCGAGAGAAGGAGGAAGAUUUGUACGAACUGAUAACCGAGUAUCUAUUAUUGUUCCCUCCGAUAAAAAAGAAUCCAUCGACGAGCGUUGAAUCGAAAUACGAAUUACCACUUCGUGCCAGUUUAUUUCCACACGUUGCUCCUUACGUAGAAUUUCAAGCUCACAACGCAAAGGCACGAUAUUUCCCUCAGGAAAUUCAACAAUAUUUACAAUGGGAUCUUACGUCGGCAACUCCAUCGAUCGUACGUAAGAUCGUAGAAAAAACGGGAUAUCGAUUGUUAUCAGGUUGUACCGGUUGGUGCGGCGCAUGGAACGAGAUCAUGUACACAUACAAUUUCUCGAAUCUGAAGAAUUAUCAAAAAGUCAAUCACUUUCCCGGCUCCUAUGAGAUAGGACAUAAGGAUCGUUUGUGCAGAAACGUCCGUAGAUUGAUAUUACUUCAUAAUAAGAAACGUAUAGACUUUAUACCGAAAACAUAUAUACUACCACACGAUCUCGAGUUACUAUUGAAAAUCUGGAAUAAGGACAAGGAUAAAAAAUGGAUAUUGAAACCGCCAGCUUCGUCUCGUGGCCGUGGUAUCAAAGUAAUCAGUAAUAGAACGCAAAUACCUAGAACGUGUAAUUAUCUGAUAAUUCAGCGUUAUCUCUCGAGACCAAAAUUAAUCAACGGUAACAAGUUCGAUUUAAGGCUUUACGUACUCGUGACAAGUAUCGAUCCUUUGAGAGUAUAUUUUUACGAAGAUGGCUUGGUAAGAUUCGCAAGUAACAAGUACAGAGACAGCUUGUCGACUCUUCACGAUCGUUUUAUGCAUUUAACCAACUACAGUAUCAACAAGUACUCCUCGGAUUAUACCGAGAACGAUACCGUGGAUUCUUGCAAGGGUCACAAGUGGUCCCUCAAGUGUCUCUGGAAUCAUUUGGAGAAACAGGCGGUGAACACCGGGAAUAUCAUCGAGAGGAUUCACGACAUGAUCGUAAAGACUAUAGUUUCCGCGGAAUCGUGCGUCAAUAAUUUUUCUCGCGUAUAUACCGUCUCUUGGUACAACUGUUAUGAACUUUUCGGUAUCGACGUUCUAUUGGAUGAAAAUCUGAAACCUUGGUUAUUGGAAGUCAAUGCUUGUCCUAGUUUACAAACACCUUCGUUAUUGGACGAAACUAUCAAGGGUGCUCUCGUCAGAGAUACGUUGAAUCUCGUCUCGUAUAGGAUACCAGCGGAAUUACCAAAUUGUUCGCUACGUCAAGCGAUCGCUAAAAGCGAACAUUCCACGAUCUGUCAUGAUUUUCGAUUAAACGAAAAGGUAUUGACCAAUAGGGAAAAAUUGAAACAAUUACGAUUCCUUUCUAAGAGGAAACGGCAAACUUACUUGAAUGAAAUCCUACAAUAUCUAACUGCGGACGACGUAAGACGAUUGAUACAAUACGAAGACGAAUUAAAUCGUUUGGGCUCUUAUCGAAAGAUCUUCCCUACCAAGGAUACUCACAAAUACUUCAAGUAUUUCACAUAUCUGAGUUAUUACAAUCGAUUGUUCGACGCCUGGGAGACAGCUUACGGUCGGAAAAGGAACGAGGCUGUUCAAAGAUUGCGAGAAUUGUGUAACAAAAAGUUUCACCUUAGACGUCACAACGACUAACAUUCUUCCUCUUCUUAUUUGUCAUUUUUAUUCCAUAUCACGUUCUAACGAAAUUCGUAUGUAAUAGUCCGAACAAAAUUGUUAACGAGAAAAAAGAAAAAAAAAAAACAAAAAAAAAAAACAAAAAAAAGAAAAAGAAAGAACAGAAAAAAAAAGAAAAAGAAAAGAAAGAAAAGAAAUUGUCGAGAAAAUUGUUCAGUCUAAUUUUUACGUGGACCAAAUGAGUCUCAUGCCUGUAACAGCCACCCGGUUUAAUAAAUCUGUACUGACAAUUUAAUGUCUCUAUUGUGACCGCGACGGUCGACGGUACUGGGCAAACUGAACUUGAUUAAGUUAAUACGAAAGGGGACCAGAUUUCUUCGCUUCCGCCCUUUAAAUUCAAUUACUAGUCAGUUCUACGCUACUUAAAACAUCAUAUAUCAGUUUUAUACAGAGGAAGUAGUACGAUUCGGUGGGAUAUACAGUCCUCUAAAAAAAAAUUCGAAUAUCUAUGUCGACUUACGUUUAUCCUUUUUCUUUUUCCUCUGCUCUCCCAACCACCUUUCUAAAUUUUCACAAAUAUUAUCAUUUUUAUUCAUAUUAUUCAUUACAAUAUUUAUUCGUACAUCGUAAAAUACCUAUUUACGUAUGAUUACAAUGAACUUUGAAGUAUUAUUAUUACACGUCGCGUAUCGCGGACGACGACGAUGACAACCACGAAAGAAAUGACAUUGAUUUUCUUUAAGGGCGUACUAUCAAUAGACAAAAAUAUAAUAUUAUGAUAAUAAACAUUUCGAUCGAGAAAUAAACAAAACCGAGGGAAUUGAUUAUGCUCGGAAUACACAUGUAACAUAUGUUUGUAGCCAUGACUUAUAUAUGCGAGGCAACGAUCGUUCGAAGACAAUGGGCUCGCACAGUGCCGCGACGGUCAAUGAAUUGAUAUCGUUAUUGUAACAACAUAAUAGACAUAUUUUCUUAUUGAGAUUGCAGUACGUCGUAUGCGUGCUACGUACGUGCCGUGCCGGCACGUCUUUAUGAAUGUACUCAUUCAUACGCGAAGACUUCUCGAGUGUGUUGCGUAA
Molecule: messenger RNA, 7642 nt
Organism: Vespa crabro (European hornet)
Lineage: Eukaryota; Metazoa; Arthropoda; Insecta; Hymenoptera; Vespidae
Exons: 5
Coding region: 1335-6581 (1748 amino acids)
Biological process (GO): microtubule cytoskeleton organization; protein polyglutamylation
Cellular component (GO): cilium
Molecular function (GO): tubulin-glutamic acid ligase activity; tubulin binding
Source: RefSeq, a predicted model, not a curated record